GGCGGCGGCGGCGGCUCCGGCUAGUGCUCGGCGCGGGCUGAGAUUGCUCUCGGCCCCCUGCCCUCGGCUCCCGGCCCGCGGCGGCGCACCCCCCGCGCUCCCAGCACCCCGCGCCCCCCGCACCGGCGCUCGGCCCCGCGGCGGGCGGAGGAGCUGCCAUGCCGCCGCGGCGCAGCAUCGUGGAGGUGAAGGUGCUGGACGUGCAGAAGCGGCGGGUGCCCAACAAGCAUUAUGUCUACAUCAUCCGAGUCACAUGGUCCAGCGGCUCCACUGAGGCCAUUUAUCGGCGCUACAGCAAAUUCUUUGACCUCCAGAUGCAGAUGUUGGACAAAUUUCCCAUGGAAGGAGGACAGAAGGACCCCAAACAGAGGAUCAUUCCCUUUCUACCAGGCAAAAUCCUCUUCCGGCGAAGCCACAUCCGGGACGUGGCCGUCAAACGCCUGAUACCAAUAGAUGAAUACUGUAAGGCCCUGAUCCAGCUGCCCCCCUACAUCUCUCAGUGUGAUGAGGUGCUGCAGUUCUUUGAGACAAGACCUGAGGACCUGAAUCCCCCAAAAGAGGAGCACAUUGGGAAAAAGAAAUCUGGGGGUGACCUGACCUCGGUGGACCCCAUGGUCCUGGAGCAAUAUGUGGUGGUAGCCAACUACCAGAAGCAGGAGAGCUCGGAGAUCAGCCUCAGCGUGGGGCAGGUGGUGGAUAUCAUUGAGAAGAACGAGUCAGGUUGGUGGUUCGUCAGCACCACCGAAGAGCAAGGCUGGGUCCCUGCCACGUGCCUCGAAGGCCAAGAUGGGGUACAGGAUGAGUUUUCCCUACAACCUGAAGAAGAAGAGAAAUACACAGUCAUCUACCCAUACACAGCUCGUGACCAGGAUGAAAUGAACCUGGAGAGAGGAGCCAUAGUGGAGGUCAUCCAGAAAAAUUUGGAAGGCUGGUGGAAGAUCAGGUACCAGGGCAAAGAAGGCUGGGCUCCUGCCUCCUACCUAAAGAAGAAUAGUGGGGAGCCUUUACCCCCAAAACUGGGCCCUGGCUCACCCACACACUCUGGUGCCCUUGACUUGGAUGGCAUUGCCCGACCGCAGAAUACAGGGGGCAGGGAGAGGGAGCUGCUCAACAACCAGAGGGACAUCCGAUUUGAAGGCCGGCCAGUGCCCGAUGGCGAUGUCAGGCAGAGAUCACCAAAGAUGAGGCAGAGACCCCCUCCUCGCCGGGAUAUGACCAUUCCUCGCGGUCUCAACCUCCCGAAGCCUCCCAUCCCACCCCAAGUGGAGGAAGAGUAUUACACCAUUGCUGAAUUCCAGACAACCAUCCCAGAUGGCAUCAGCUUCCAGGCGGGCCUGAAGGUUGAGGUGAUCGAGAAGAACUUGAGUGGCUGGUGGUACAUUCAGAUUGAAGAUAAGGAAGGGUGGGCCCCGGCAACCUUUAUUGACAAGUACAAGAAGACCAGCAGUGCCUCCAGGCCCAACUUUCUGGCUCCCCUGCCCAGCGAGGUGACCCAGCUCCGGCUCGGGGAAGCAGUAACAAUGGAGAACAAUACAGGCAUUGAAGCCACAGGCCCUUCCCGGCCCCUGCCCGAUGCACCACACGGUGCCGUGGACUCUGCAAUGCCAUGGUCCAAAGACUGGAAGAGUGUUAAGGACAUCCCAAGGAAGGCAUCUUCAGACAUGUCUGCCUCGGCAGGCUAUGAGGAGAUCUCAGACCCCGACCUGGAGGAGAAGCCCAGCCUCCCCCCGAGAAAAGAAUCCAUCAUUAAGUCAGAAGGGGAGUUGCUGGAGAGGGAACGGCAGAGGAUGGAGCAGCUCCGCAGCUCUUCCCCCAAGCCUCCGGGCAUGAUUCUGCCCAUGAUUCCAGCCAAACAUGCGCCCCCAGCCCGAGAGAGCAGGAGGCCAGAGCCCAAACCUGACAAAAGCAAACUGUUCCAGCUAAAAAAUGACAUGGGGCUGGAGUGUGGCCACAAGGUAUUGGCCAAGGAAGUAAAGAAGCCCAACCUCCGCCCUAUCUCCAAAUCCAAAGCUGACCUGCCAGAGGAGAAGCCAGAAGCUGUUCCCCAGAAUCCCUUCUUGAAGACCAAACCUCAGGUUAGGCCAAAACCAGCUCCUUCCCCCAGAACAGAGCCACCUCAGGGUGAAGACCAAGUGGACAUCUGCAACCUCAGGAGUAAGCUCAGGCCUGCCAAGGGCCAGGAGAAAUCCUCAUUGGAUGGAGAGAGCCACCAGGCUACUGGGGGCCAAGACAUGGCCUUCAGCCGAAGCUUCCUCCCAGGAGAGGGGCCUGGCCGUGCCCAGGAUAGGCCGGGCAAACAGGAUGGGCUCAGCCCAAAGGAGAUAUCCUGCAGAGCCCCUCCAAGGCCAGCAAAGACCACAGAUCCUUUGCCUAAGAAUGCGCCUGUCCCUCUCCAAGAGGCUCCCCAGCAGAGACCUGUGGUCCCGCCACGGAGGCCACCACCCCCCAAGAAAACCUCCUCAUCCAAGCCCCUGCUAGAGGUCAGAAGUCCACAGCAUGAAGCCAAUGACAGCAAGGCAGCUCCUGCUCCAGGCCGUGCGCUGCUUGUCCCUCCAAAAGCCAAACCUUUUCUCUCCAACUCCUUAGGAGGCCAAGAUGACGUGCGUGUCAAAGGUGGGCCGGGGCCACGAGGGGCCAGCAAAGUUGGAGAGAACAGGGAGAAAGCAGCUAUAGCCUCCCUCCCCAGCGCCGAUGGCCCGAAGGACUCUUUGUAUGUGGCUGUGGCCAACUUUGAAGGAGAUGAAGAUACCAGCAGCUUCCAAGAGGGAACGGUGUUUGAAGUCCGGGAAAAGAACAGCAGUGGCUGGUGGUUCUGCCAGGUCCUGAGCGGGGCCCCUUCAUGGGAAGGAUGGAUUCCUUCCAACUAUCUCAGAAAGAAGCUGUAGUCACCUCCCUUUCUAUCUAGAGGGCCUGCUGGUCCCUGCUGGCUUUACUCCCGUAUUUAAUAUGCCUCUUAAUUUAUCAUUCUCCACCCAGCUUCUAAGGCAGACAGACUCUGGAGUACUGUGGUUUCCUCCCCGCAGGGUCAGGAGUGAGUUGUGGGAGCCCCUGGGUCUGAUCCCUCCCAUCACAGCAUCCCUGGAGGAUCAGAAUCCGCAGUCCUGGCUUUCUGUCCACCGUCUACAUCCCUGCCUUAAGAGAACUCCUCCUCCUGGCAAUUGGCAUUGUCACCCAGCAGUCAGACCAUGACUCCAAGGCCUCUAGGACUAGAGGAGAGACUCCAGAAAGUGUCUCUUGUUGUGUGGAUGAGGCACACCAAGGGUCAGCCCACCCAGUCCAUGAAAACCUGCUCUCACUUCCUUAUGUUUCUAAAAGCCCAGUGGCUUUAUUGACUGUUUUCCAAAUGCCUGGUACCAGGAAGAACUUAAUCCUCUAGAAGUCAGUUUCCAGCAAGUCCCAGGGAAGGUGUCCUCUUUCCCCAGGCCUCAGACCCAUGAGCUUCUGAGGGUCAACUGGAUGCAGCUAUCCGAGGAGUAGCCUGGAGGUGCACUCAGCCACCCUGCCUCCCGUCUGCUAACUUGGGACCACAAUCAGCCCUAAAGGGUGGUUUCAGCCCUGAGCAUGCUGCACCUUCCUCCUGCAGGCUCCAGUCCAUCCAGGGCUUUUAUUUUUUGGUAGCAGCAAUCAUUGUUGUUUGGCAGGGCCCAGGCUGGAUUCGAACCCGCUAGCUCAUGUGUAUGUGGCUGGCGCCUUAGUCGCUUGAGCCACAGGCGCCGAGCUGAUCCAGGGCUUUUAAAUAAGAUUACCCACUCCCCACAUGGAGCAUUUUGUUUUUGUCUACCCAGAGCAAGAGUUUCAAAGUUAGUUUGAAUAGGCCAUUCACAAGCCAGGCCUCUUGUGAGUACCCCUUCACUGAGCAGCCGGCAGGUGCCAAGCACUGUAUUUGCCACUUUGUAUUCAUGUUGGAUCCUCCUAACAACCCUCCCUUAUAAUACCAUUUUAUAGAUGAGGAAACUUGGGCUGAAUGCAUCCAAGAUCACACUAGCUAAGAAAAGGAGGAGAGAGGAUUUGAAUCCAGGCCUGCCAGACUUCAAUGCCUUUGCUCUUUCCCCUGUAAGAGGCAAGCCAGGCAGGGUAAGAUAGAAGCUGCUGGAUGCCUGGAGCAGAUAGCCCAUCAACAAUUGCUUCUCCAUGGCAGAGGGAGGCCAGGGUCCUGGUAGUUAGCACAGAGCCCUGUUUCCAGGCUUGCGCCCGCCCCACACCAUAGGAAGGAGCUGUGGAGCAAAGGGAACUGAGGUAGUCUCAUGUGCCAGCCUCGAGGUACCCUGGUGGCUUGAAGAUCAGCAGCUCGAUCUCCAUCAAACUAAACAUAACAUGCAGUAGCCCCUAAGGAGACAGUGCCCCCCCUGUCACUGCUUCCUGCUCCUCUCUGGCAGUGUAGAGUGGCUUUCUUUUUUUUUUUCAUGCACUCUCCCAGUGUAUUUUCUCCCAGGGAGAAGGGCAGGCCUUCCAUUCAUUUUGAAGAUGUGGUUAACAGAGGCGUAGAGAGGCGUGGCAAAGGUGUUGCAGAACCCGAUUCAGGACCCAAGGUUUCUAGCUUCCAGCCCACAAUUCGUGCUUGGGAACUAAGCUUCCUGGGGAGUCAGAGAGCAAAACAUCUUCCAGUCACAGCUGAGCCUGCAGGAGAAGAGAAGGUAGCCCUGCCCUGUCCUGCCCUAGCAAUUCCUCAUGGUCAUCUGCUGUAUGUUUUCGGAACCACAAAGGCAGCUUUCCUGGGGAUGCUCACUAUCUACCCACAGGCCAAAGAUUGUGUGCAAAUAGCCCUCUUCUCCACCCUGCCUCUACCGCAUGGGCUUUGGCUGCUUCUGCUGGAGAAAGCUUCCUCAUCUCCAGUAGCAUCUGUAGUCCCUUCCUCCAGUCACCUACAAAUCACAUCGCCCAGAAAGGCUUGGGGCAGGGCCCCUUAGCUUUGUGCCCAGAACUGUGGGAACAGGUGGCAGCCAGGGGAAGAAAGGAGGCUGGGGAGGGUUGCCUCCUCUCGAAGGUCCCCUCACUUGGGAGGAGGCCCCAUGGCAUAGUUUUCCUGAGUUUUGAUCUAAUUUGGCUUAGAUGGCUUUUGUGAAGCUGUUAUAUAUGAUUUGACUACAUUUCAAAAGACAAAACUCUGAUUUUUUUUCUUUUUCUUUUUUGAGACAGAGUAUCAUUCUGUUGCCCCAGGCAGAGUGCCAUGGCAUCACAUAGCCCAUAGCAACCUGAAACUUCUGGGCUCAAGCAAUCCUCUUGUCUCAGACUCCCAGUUUUCCUUUUUCCUGGAACAACAGGCACCUGCCACAAUGCUCGGCUAGGAUUCUUUGGUUUUUUUGUUUGUCUUUCUCUUUUUGGUAGAGGCAGGGUCUCAAACUCCUAAGCUCAAGCAGUCCUCCUGCCUAGACCUCCCAGAGUGCUAGGAUUACAGGCAUGAGCCACCCCACCUGGCCAGAACUCUGAUUUGCUUUUGACUCUCAGUGACCUUGUCAGGAAUUUUGUGAGUUGUGAGUGCCUACUCUGCGCUAGGUGCUGAGUAGACUGGGAUGUGUGUGGCUCCAUCUCUGCCUGUGAAGAGCUUUGAGUUUUGCCUGCUGACUUCACUGAAGGAGUUUUUCUUUUGCCUCAUCCUUUCCUCCCACGAGUCCUAACAGCUGAUAGGGAAUGGACUGGCUCCACUUUCUCUGGACACAAAGUUUUCUUGCAAAUGAAAGAGUUUGCUUUUUUUUUUUUUUUUACUAGUAUUAUUAUUAUUAUUACUGUUCUAACAUGAACUAUAGGUACAGAAGCCACAUUCCUCUGUUCACUGUCCAUUGCCUGGGUCAUGCCUCGGGCUCAGGACUCUUCCAUCCAGCUCCUUUUUGCUA
Molecule: messenger RNA, 5831 nt
Organism: Nycticebus coucang (slow loris)
Lineage: Eukaryota; Metazoa; Chordata; Mammalia; Primates; Lorisidae
Gene: SH3PXD2B
Product: SH3 and PX domains 2B
Exons: 13
Coding region: 159-2885 (908 amino acids)
Biological process (GO): superoxide anion generation
Molecular function (GO): phosphatidylinositol binding; superoxide-generating NADPH oxidase activator activity; protein binding
Source: RefSeq, a predicted model, not a curated record